Lingula anatina is the source of this 588-nucleotide messenger RNA. RefSeq lists its product as uncharacterized. Lineage: Eukaryota; Metazoa; Brachiopoda; Lingulata; Lingulida; Lingulidae. The record is from RefSeq and is a predicted model, not a curated record. Gene Ontology annotation, biological process: gamete generation; homologous chromosome pairing at meiosis; meiotic DNA repair synthesis.
AUGCCAUCUGAGUAUGGAAGGCCACAAAUUCAACCCAGUCCACAGAAAAGGCCACACUCAUAUGGUUUGCCAUGUAUGCCACCUGCAAACAGAAGACAACAAUUUCAACAAUUUGCUCAACAGACACCAUAUGGAAGCCUAGCUGCAGUAGAAAAUGAAGCAGUUGAUACCAAAUUGUACAAGCCUGUUCAACCUGACACAAGUUUAAAGAUCCUAACUGCCACCAUAGAAGGCAUGAAGCAUUGGUCACAAUAUAAAAAGGACAUUCCUCUUAUCUUUGAAAUAUAUGCUCAUCUGGACUCCGCCAUAUCUUCGACCCCAGACAACCUUGGGAAAACAUUUGAAAUGAAAGACUGCAAGCAGAGAAUUUUAUGCACAUUUUAUGAAAUAGACCGCCCCCUCCCUAGGUUGAUCAGGGGACAAUUGCUAAGGUGUGUAGGAAGCCUCAAUAAUGAUGGAACUACAUUUAAAUGUGUGUCAGUGCGUCCAGCCCUAGAUUUGGAAAAGAAAGUCAUUCAACAAAAUAUUGCUGCUGCUGACAGAAGUAUGCGGAAAAUAGUUGCUCAGAUCAAGAAAAGUCAGUUGUAG